AAUGUCCAACUUUCACUGACGACUCGUUAGGUCCGCCGCCGAGGUUUCGAAUCAUUCACAGUCAUUCCGCGACGUUGGUACACCGCGGCAGGGUCGGUGAAUUCCUCCAUCGGAUACGUUCUCCUCGAUACACAGUGUAAUUAUUCGUUGUUAUUAAACUGUUUAAUAAAGAAUUAAAAUUUGGCACGCGGUAUUCAAUUCCAGUUUCGAACGUUAAAGUUCCGCAAUAGUGUCAGUGGUUUAUUAACGUGGAUCUCGUACACAGUGUUUUUAAUGAUCGAUCUGUUACAGAAAUCUGACGAACGUCGUUGAAGGAAUUCUAUAAGUAGAAUAAUUGUAAUAAAUUUUUGACGAAACGUAGUGCAGGUUGUAAAUGGAUUAUUUUAAUUCUAUUCGAAGUGAAUUGGUUUCGAUCGUCGCGCGGUGUUUUCUUGAAUGGCGUUCGGAACGGUUCGACGAAAGUGGAAGUGAACAGAGAGCGAAAGUUUCGCUGUAACGUUCUCCACGUUGGAAGUCGACGCUCUCCGCUCCGGCUGGCGCAUCGUAGAUGCUUCUCACGAGUGUAGCCGAGUAAAGUUCAAACUGCGGAUCCAGUCCUGGCCUUGCGCUCCAAACGAUCCGGUCUCGGAAUCGACGACGCCGCGAGCUAGUUAGACCCGCAGUGAAUCGAGGAUCGCCGAUCGGUACGGACGCGCGACAUCGUUCUCACGUGUUUCGAGGUCGACACGCGCCGAGGACACUGACAAAGAGUCAUGGUCAUGGACACCAGCACGGUGCGGCUCGUGAUAUUCCUCGGGAUGUUCCUCAUGUUCGUCGGCGAUUAUACUUAUGUGAUCACCACGAUCUUCGGCCAAUCGGUCAAUCAGAAUCACACGGAACCAAUAAAGAGUCCGGUGGAUGCUGGAAGCAAGCUUUCCAGUGACGGGACAGCCUUGGCGAAGAAGGACGCGGAGAACGUGAUUUCGCGACGCGCCAAGAUAAUGUCGACGAUCAAGACCGCUUGUCUGCCCAAGCUGAUAUGCGAACUGACCUCGUCCGUUCAUCAGGACCAACUCAGCGAGAUGGAACGAUCUUUGCUAAAUCUAAUCAGGGACACGAGUCUGAGCACCAUGGCGGAAGUGCCCUCGAGGUACCACUUCGCCGCCCAUAUGGGUCAACUGAUAUCCGGGCUGGAAGGUCAGGGAUGUCACAACUUUUACCCAACCUGUCCGCUGCCCGGGUCCAGCGUCUUGAAUAUGAUGAAGAAAAUUCGACUGCGCUGACCGAGGACGAAGGUCCAACACGACGACGACGACGACGACGUGGCUUGUGAUAUCGCUGACAAUUUUUGUAUCUUGUAAUCCUAAGAACGUUUGUCUUGCGUUUAGAUUAAGAAACGGUCAUUAUACUCUACUCUGACGAACGCACGUCCGUUGGAUUAAUAAUUAUGUACGAUUACGUUUAAGGAAAUCGAAUAGUAUUUAACGCGUACCAGGAAACCCGUUUGUUCGUCAGAAUAAACGUGCUACGAUUAUUUAUUUUCGCAUGGACGAAAUUCAGCGAUUCUACACGAGGUGUAGAUCAUAAAUUCUUAUCGCAUAUUUGAAAUAAACGUUUGUCGAAUGAA
Messenger RNA from Ceratina calcarata, 1606 nucleotides. It is a transcript of the gene geko, whose product is annotated as olfaction protein geko. NCBI's taxonomy places the organism in Eukaryota, Metazoa, Arthropoda, Insecta, Hymenoptera, Apidae. The transcript is spliced from 4 exons. Bases 753 to 1262 code for a protein of 169 amino acids. The record is from RefSeq and is a predicted model, not a curated record.